This is a messenger RNA of Patiria miniata (bat star), 1457 nucleotides long. It is a transcript of the gene emc2, whose product is annotated as ER membrane protein complex subunit 2-like. Bases 85 to 954 code for a protein of 289 amino acids. Gene Ontology annotation, cellular component: EMC complex. Gene Ontology annotation, molecular function: protein binding. NCBI's taxonomy places the organism in Eukaryota, Metazoa, Echinodermata, Asteroidea, Valvatida, Asterinidae. Gene Ontology annotation, biological process: protein folding in endoplasmic reticulum. The transcript is spliced from 10 exons. The record is from RefSeq and is a predicted model, not a curated record.
AUUCCAUGGAAACUUGCUAACACGCAUGCGCAAGUUCUCCAUGCGGGAGAAUUUUCCCAGCAUUCAUUGCUGCUCCUGGUCAAGAUGGCGGCCGCCAUUUCGUGGGAAGAUGCAAGGGAUCAGUUGAAGAAGUGGAGAGAGGAGAGUGCAAGGCGGAGUGCUGAGACGUUGGAGUUGGGGGAGUUUGUUUUAACAAAUCACAGAGGGCUUGGUGAUGAAGUUUGGGCUGUCCACGAGCAGGUCUGCAUAGCUGCCCUUGACGUGGGCGACAUAGCGGAGGCAUCAUCUGCCAUCGAUGCAUUGAAGGCGCAAUUCCCACAGAGCAAGAGAGUCAAGAGAUUACAAGGCAUGAAAUUGGAAGCACAAGGAAGGUUUGAUGAUGCCAAACUAGUCUAUGAAGAGUUGUUAAAAGAAGAUUCUUCAAAUGCAAUGAUUAGGAAAAGGUUAGUCGCCAUCUUCAAAGCACAAGACAGAAUACCAGACGCUAUAAAAGAACUCAUGAAGUAUUUAGAGAGUUUUAUGGCGGACCACGAGGCAUGGUUAGAGUUGUCCGAGUUGUAUAUACAGGAACAACAUUAUAGUAAAGCGGCAUUUUGUUUGGAGGAACUUAUUAUGUCCAAUCCACACAAUCAUCUCUUUCACCAGAAGUACGCAGAGAUUCGCUACACUCAGGGAGGCACGGAAUCCAUGGAAAUUGCCAGGAAAUACUUUGCUCAGGCCGUCAAGCUGAACAGUAAUAACAUCAGAGCGCUGUAUGGAUUAUUCCUGGCUGCAACACACCUGGCUUCUUCACAGAAAGGCACCGCCAAGAGUAAAAAAGAUAACAUCAGAUAUGCUGCCUGGGCAUCACAACAACUGCAGCACAGAUACAGGCUCGCCGAGAGAAAAGAAUCUGAACCUCAAGUCCAGCACCUGGAAAAGAUGAUAGAUUCUUUACAGAUCACUGCCUCAUAACUUUCACAAAUUCAGUAGAUAGGUUGUAAUAUAAUUGAUAUCAUUGUUGCAAUUCAUGUAAAGGUUGAUUUUUUUUUAAAAUUUGUUUUUUUUUGUCCGGGAGUAUCACUUCUGAAACUUAAAAAAGAAAAAAACUUGUCUCAGAACUUUGGCUUGUAUUAUAUUUGAUUGCCCGUCACUGAAAAUGAACCUAUAUGAAUUUUUGAGCUUGUAGCCAGGGGCCUCAUUAAAUGGUUAAGAAUCUUAAUACCAAAGCUUUUGAGAAAGCCAAAGGCGUUAAAAUUCCAAAAUAAAACUUGGUGUAUUAUUCUAACCGACGACGGGUAAGAACUUCUUGAGUUUGGGUACUUCCCCCCCCCCCCCCUCCCCGACUUCCCCAGAGGUGACCGUGUUAAAAACAUCCUCUGUCAGUCUGAGAGAUAUAAUUUUUACACUAUAGUAUUAGUAGUGUCUAUAACUAAAUUAAGUUCCUUCUUUACACUCGUUUCUUGUCUUUGAGGAUA